CUCAAAUGAUCCGCCCUCCUCGGCCUCCCAGAGAGCUACAAUUACAGGCGUGAGCCACCCGCGCCCAGCCCGAGCGCCAGGAUUGCGCUGUGAGGUAGAGGAGGUCACUGUCUCGGCCUGUGGUGGACGCUGCCUGCCGACAGCAUGUCUCCCAAGCCCGCGGGACACACAACCUAGCAACGUGGGGACGAGGUCUCUGAACGUCUGAACCCCCAGUGACUGCCCGGCUUGUGCGUUUCCAUGAUGAACCAGAUGGAAUCUGUUCGGGUGCACACGGUCACUUGCAUUUGUUCAGGGAAUUAUGGGUUUUUGCUGGUGGAUGACAAGAGUUAGGAAGUUGCACCUACAGCCCGAGGACACCUGCCUCAGGGGGCUCUGCGCAGGACCCCCUGCGUCCCGUGACCUCCUGGCCAGGCUCUGGGCCCUGUAGGGGAGCGGGAGGGGUUCUCAGGGCCAGCUCUGAUUGGCCCAGCAUUAGCCAAUCAUAGCUAGGGCAUCCUCAUGCUGAUUGGACUGCCUCCUAGGCCUCAGCCAAUAGGAAAACUGCUUGGAGGACCUGGUCCCAGAGCCCCUGACUGGGUGGGGCCUGCAGGGGAGGCCCCCUCUGUGCUCCGUGGCCCCUGGCGCCCUCAUCCCUCUGUCCCUGUGCCAUCUCCUCACCACGUGGGCUCCUGAGGGUCCCACCAGUGGGCCUGUUCCUAGACCAGAUGGGGCUCUUGGAGGCCUCCUGGGAGAUUGUGGGGAGAAUGAGUGGGGACCAGGGUCGCUGAGCAAGAGGGGUCUGGACACGCCCUGCCCUGACCCAGGAGGAGUCCCCAUAAUGUGGCCUGGGUGUGCAGCAGACCCAGUGCAGCUCCGAUCCCGAGAUCACAAGGGGCCACACAGACGGCAGCGGCGGUGGUGGCCAUGGGAGUCCUCUGAGUAGCGGGAUGCUGAGCCUGCUGGUGUUGGCGCUGCCCGUCCUGGGGAGCCUGGUCCAUGCGGCCCCUGCCCCAGGAGAGGCCCUGGAGCGAGCAGGGAUCGUGGGGGGCCAGGAGGCCUCUGGAAGCAAGUGGCCCUGGCAGGUGAGCCUGAGGGCCUAUGGUCAGUUCUGGCAGCACAUCUGCGGGGGCUCCCUCAUCCACCCCCAGUGGGUGCUGACGGCGGCGCACUGCGUGGGACCGGAAGUGAAGGACCCGGCAGACUUCAGGGUGCAGCUGCGCGAGCAGCACCUGUAUUACCACGACAGACUGCUGCCCGUCAGCAGGAUCGUCCUCCACCCCAACUACUACAUCGCCCCGGGCGGGGCCGACAUCGCCCUGCUGGAACUGGGGGUCCGCGUGAACCUCUCCAGCCAGAUCCACACGGUCACCCUGCCCCCCGCCUCGGAGACCUUCCCCCCGGGGACGAGGUGCUGGGUGACAGGCUGGGGUGACGUGGAAGAGGGCAUGUCCCUGCCACCACCGUUCCCUCUGAAGCAGGUGAGGGUCCCCAUAGUGGAAAACCACCUUUGUGACGCCAAGUACCAUUCCGGCCUGGCCACGGGGGACAACGUCCACAUCGUCCGGGACGACAUGCUGUGUGCGGGGAACAGCGGGAAGGACUCCUGCCAGGGCGACUCCGGAGGGCCCCUGGCCUGCAAGGUGAAGGGCACCUGGCUGCUGGCCGGCGUGGUCAGCUGGGGUGAGGGCUGCGGUCAGCCCGGCCGACCCGGCAUUUACACCCGAGUCACCUCCUACUUGGACUGGAUCCACCACUACGUCCCCAAGAAGACCUGAGCCAGGUCCCCAGAGCUGCCACCGGGUCAGUGGGGAAGCCCCACCCUCCUGUCCCCAACACUGCUGCCUCCUACCCAGGAGGGGUCCACCCCCAGCACUGCUUCUCCGUCCUUGGGUCCUGAGCCCUUUCACCUGUGGGGAGCCUCCUCCCCACCUGAGCCCCUCCUCCCUGCUCACCCCCUCCCCCCUCCAG
This is a messenger RNA of Microcebus murinus (gray mouse lemur), 1950 nucleotides long. The record is from RefSeq and is a predicted model, not a curated record. NCBI's taxonomy places the organism in Eukaryota, Metazoa, Chordata, Mammalia, Primates, Cheirogaleidae.